AUGGUCGACUUUCAAAAGCAUUUGAGGUUUCUGGAAAUCAAAGUAGAAGACAGGCAUACGCUAAGUUUUCUACGUAAUCCAGAUUUACUACCCAUCGAGAAGAAGAAUCAGACAUGGGGGUUUUGGUCUAACUUUGCCUACUGGGGGGUGCUGUCCUUCUCUGUCGGGACGUGGAUGAGCGCAUCCUCCGCACUGUCCGUCGGUUUAUCGUACCCUGAAACCAUUGGUACAUUUAUCAUCGGUGAUGUGCUGACCAUCUUCUUCACACUUGCCAACUCGUACCCAGGUUACGACUGGAAAAUCGGUUACACUUUGACCCAGAGAUUCGUCUUUGGUAUCUACGGUUCCGGGUUUGGUAUUUUGAUUAGAAUCCUCAUGAGUAUUGUCAACUAUGCAUCUACAGCUUGGUUGGGUGGGCUAUGUCUAAAUAUGGUUUUCGACUCCUGGUCACACCAUUACUUGCAUUUGCCAAACACUCUAAGCCACAAGGUCGCAAUGACCACCAAAGAGCUGAUUGGGUUUGUCCUUUUCCACAUUAUCACCGUCUUCUGCUAUUUGCUAAAGCCAUACCAAAUCAACAAGAUCAUGAUCAUUUCCUGUAUUGCUACAUGUUUUUCCAUGAUUGGUAUCGUCGGUUACCUAUGCCGUGCAAACGGCGGUGUUGGUGAAUUGUUCACCUCCACCAAAUCGACAGCCACGGGGUCCACCAAGGCAUGGGCCUGGAUUUAUAUGAUCUCUUACUGGUUCGGGUCCGUCUCCCCUGGUUCGACCAACCAGAGUGAUUACUCGCGUUUUGGGAGCUCCCAAACAGCCAUCUGGCUCGGUACCAUCUGUGCAUUGUUGAUCCCGACCACUUUGAUCCCAGUCUUCGGUGUCAUUGGGGCCUCUACGUGUCAGGAUCUGUACGGUACCCCAUUCUGGAUGCCCACUGAAAUCUUCGACUACUGGCUGAAGGACGGCUACUCAUCUGGUGCUCGUGCGGGUGCCUUUUUCUGUGGUGUCUCCUUCACGCUAUCUCAAAUGUCCUUUGCUAUCUCCAACGCCGGGUUUGCCAGUGGUAUGGAUUUGGCCGGUGUGUUGCCAAAAUACAUUAACAUCAGAAGGGGUGCCAUUUUCACCGCCGUCAUUUCCGUCGCUUUACAACCAUGGAACUUUUACAAUUCUUCUUCCACUUUCUUGACCGUGAUGAGUGCCUUCGGUAUUGUUAUGACACCCAUCAUUGCGGUUUUGAUUUGUGACAAUUUCAUCAUUAGAAAGAGACAGUACUCUGUGACACAAGGUUUUGUCUUGAAGGGUGAGUACUACUUCAACAAGGGUGUUAACUGGAGAGCUAUGGUUGCCUGGAUAUUCGGUAUGACUCCAGGUCUACCAGGUAUUGCUUGGGAAGUCAACAACAACUACUUCCACAACAAGGGUAUUGUGAAUUUCUUCUACGGUGAUUCUUUCUUUGCCUUUGCCAUUUCGUUCUUUCUAUACUGGGCUCUGUGCUACGUGUUCCCUUUCAAGAUUGACAUCUUGCACGAUGACAUGGACUACUUCGAUGCCUUCACUGAUGAAGAGGCCGAAGAGAAGGGAAUGAUACCGUUCAGCCAAAUCACUCCAGAGAUGAUCUCCAACCAUAUCAUGUUCAAGGAAGACAAAUCUGCGACAGACGGGUCCGAAAUUGACAGCACUGCGUCUGCCUCCUCGAGUAUCGAGAUCGUUCACGAGACAAACGUCGAAUCCAAGUCCGCCAACGGAGAUUCUGAUCAAAAAGAGGAAUCAUCCACUCAUUCAGAGCCUGAGAAAUCUAAUUUCUUGACCAGCUUCGUGAAGAAAUACAACUUCAAAUAG
Molecule: messenger RNA, 1833 nt
Organism: Huiozyma naganishii CBS 8797
Lineage: Eukaryota; Fungi; Ascomycota; Saccharomycetes; Saccharomycetales; Saccharomycetaceae
Gene: THI7
Product: thiamine transporter THI7
Exons: 1
Coding region: 1-1833 (610 amino acids)
Biological process (GO): nucleobase transport; transmembrane transport
Cellular component (GO): plasma membrane
Molecular function (GO): nucleobase transmembrane transporter activity
Source: RefSeq, a predicted model, not a curated record